Messenger RNA from Porites evermanni, 7594 nucleotides. NCBI's taxonomy places the organism in Eukaryota, Metazoa, Cnidaria, Anthozoa, Scleractinia, Poritidae. The record is from the annotation of a GenBank genome assembly.
AUGCUGGGUAACCUGGGCAAGAUGGCGCCCUCCACCAUUCAGAAAAUCAAGUCUACAAUAACAGGCAGAGACCCAGAGCAAGACGGAAUUAUAACGGAGGUGCGAUAGUCUUCUUUGAUUCUAUUUUAUUGUCAUAGCAUUUCGCAUGAGACCUUCUGCGGGUCUUUAAACUCUUUAGUCGGCGUUUUCUAUGUUGUAGUUGUGGACCAAACUGUUUAGACUGAAAUUUGACUUUAGAGUUUAACCUUAGUAUCUUGUUUCCGUUCCAUUAUUUAAAGAGGUUGAAAAUUUACUUUCUGAAAAUGUUUUAAUUAUAAUCAUAAAAUUUAAUUACACCACAUGCUUACACUACCAUGCAACUGUUGACCUUAACGUUGUGAAUUUAUAGGAGUUUCGAUUCUAAACUCAGCUCAUAUUAGCCUAAUUAAAAUGAAAACAUAGCUGUGAUUUUUAAAAUUAUUAUUCAAGCUAACCUUUCACUGCAAUAAAAUGUUAAAUAAUUGGGCAUCUAUUUCCUGUAGUAAAUCUUGAGACUAAAUGAGGAGUUGCUGUGUGAAAGUGAGGACAGGCAUUCAUUCCACAUUAGAGUUAGAAAUGCUACUGGCAAUUUUAGAUAGCUGCAACUAAACCUUUUUGCAGAAUAAAGUUAUGGAAUGUAACUGUAUUAUUAAUAGUAUGAAUGAAGAGCCAAGAAAGCUUUAAAAUUAUUGCUUUAAAAAAUUAGUGAAUUGUGUGGUUCAAGAACACAUCUAGACCUCUUUACUUGAGGAAGAAAAUUCAUUGUGACCAGUACAAUACAGUAUUAACACAACAAAUCUAAUACGACCAAAUUUUGUGGUCAUGCACUGGUCACUUUUUUAUAUUCCACUGUAUCUUCGUAAGUCUUUGCUCCCAAGAGUGACCAAAGUCAAAAAAAAUUCAGCAAAAUUUCCACAUUUCAUGUUGUAAGAUGUUGAUAAACAGAAAGUACCACGUGAAAGUUUUAAUUGAAUGGUGACAAUGGAGUAUUUCAUUUACAGACUCAAAUGUCAAAACCACCUCUCAGGACUUAAUAAUAAUAUUAUUUCAAAAGUAGGUCGAGUUUGAUCGUCCGGGUGAAUGUAGUCCUGACUUCAGGACUAUGUUCACCCGGAAGAUCAAACUCAACCUACUUUUGAAAUGACUCCUGGGUUCAGACCUUUCACAAUAAUAUUAUUGUUCUUUACUAGAUAUCUGAUGCAACUACCUUGAGCUGGUCAACACGGAUCAAAGGAUUUAUUAUUUGCUUUUGUAUUGGUGUGGUGUUCUCCAUUUUGGUACGUAAAUUCAAAACAUUUUGAAAGCCCUGAUAAUGAGCAGUGAAUUGGCAUACAAGGUAUUGAUGUAUGUCUUUUUAGAAAUUUUGUCCAUUCAAAACCUCUUUUCAAUCACACUGAGUCUAAAAUUUACCACUCACUGUGGUAUCUAUUUCAUUUUUUUUUUUGCUUCAAGCUCAUUAUCAUACUUUGUCAUGUCACAAAACACAGGAAAAUGAAAUUUAAACUGAAAUAAAAUUGGACCACAGUAUACAAGGUGGCAUAAAAAUUUUUAUAAUUUGCUUGUCUGUAAUUGCUGCUAAAGUUAAAGCAAAUGAUGUUGCCUGCCCAUCAUUACUUAACACCUCGUAAUUAAACAUGUUAACAUGGUGGGUUGCCCCACUAGCCCCAGGCUUUCAGACAGCAGUUUUGUUGUGCCGUGAUAACCAUUGUUUUUAGCAACAAGGACUAACAGGUUCAGUUUUCAAAUGAUCAGUAAUAGUUAUAGGAUCUAUGUGUGUACAAUGUAUGCUUGACCUGGUCUGCCUAUAAACUGUAUGCAAGGCUGUGCUCUAAGAAAAAAGUGAAGGGAGCCCAGUGCUUGGAGUCUAUGUAAUCCAGGAUGCCUAACAUAUGAGUUUUAAGAAAAGCUAAGAUUUCAGGGCUUAAAAUAACGGCUGGUCAACGGACAAUGUCCGGUCUGAUCGUGGACUUGACCGGUCAAACUCUGGUUGUGCUGGUCACUUUGACCAGUCAUUUUUGGAUAGCAACAUUUUUAAUAUAAUAUUUUCCAUAUAGUUGUCUCUUGAUGCGUAUUACUUUAUAAUGCAGUAAGGAUUUUUUCUUUGGAUUUUUUGUUUUGCUGCUUUGUACUAAAACCUCUAAAGAAAAAGAACGCCGCAAUAAAUUAAGUUCUUGUUGUCAUGUCGUAAUGAAACGCAACAAAGCGUAACAACAACAAACCAAGUUGUGGAACAAUGCAGCGAUGCAGCAGGUCGUACCGUACUUUCUGCUUUGCUGUAAUCAGUAAUGUGCCGUCUUUGGGAAAACAUACACUAACGAUAAUCCAUUAUCCGUUGGAAAAUUAAUGGACAGCUAACAGUUUUCGUCCAUCUAACGUUUCACUUCUACUUGUAAGAGGGUUGUGAAAGUCACCUUUGACGGAAUUCGGGCAAAUUGAUCGCAAUUCUCAACAUGUCGUCCUGUACUGUUUCUCCGGGAAUAAUCGAUCAAUUAUAGUAAUUCUUGAUAUCGAACAUGAAUCUUGUUUCUGGACUCGAUUCCAGAAUAGUCUGAUGAAAAUUUAAGCUAGUCGAGAACGAAAGUUGCCCAUCUCGGCGCUUAAAAUUCUCCUUUGUGUAAACAGCAUUAUGUAAAUUUUUGAUGAUGUUAAUGAGUCCUUCGCAAUAAAGUUGCACGACGACCCAAACGAAAGCUCUGCUGUAUAUUUAUUGAUUCUAAUAAUAAACACGCUGUUUGUGGAACAGAUUUCUCGCCAAAUCAACUUCUUUGCCGAAAAUAUUAAGUGAUGACCUGCCGGGCAACCAAAAAGAUUCAGUUUCACGGAUAUGCAAAUAUUGGACGAACCUGGGAGACUUGAGAGGUCUUCAGACACCGCUGUACGAUGAUACUCAAGGUAUAACGGACACUGAAAAUGUGCAAAAACCGCAAAAAAGGAACUCAAAAAUGUGUGAAUGAAUUUUUCACCAACUUGCUGCCAAAAACCUGAACAUCAGUAUAGUACAACGAUCUUCCAUAGGCCAGAAAAAAAUAUACACCUGUAGUAUUCAUUAUUUGACCGGCCAAAAUUGGGGUUUCUCCGUACUAAAAAAUAUUUGGCCGGUCAUCAUGACCGGCGACCUGCCGUCCUUUAUUUUGAGCCCUGGAUUUUGUAGUCACUUCAGACAAAAAAAAAGACACUAGGGGCCACUGGGUGCUGCUAGAUCAUGCCCUUGGCGUAGGAUACCGUAUUUCAAUACAGCAAUAGAAUUGAUAAUGAUAAAGUAUAAGUAUACAGUGGCAGCUCUCAUGGGUGCACAGCCUCGGGACGGGAAGCUGGAGCUGGCCGCUUACUGAAUGUAAAAGAGCUUGUGUGAGAGUUGAGAAAAACAGGCCAGAAGGCAGCAAUGACGUUGUCCAUUAGGAGAGCUUCCACAACAGUUAUAAAUUAUAUUAUAAAUUAUUAGUAUAAUUAAUUGGAUAGAGUAUGUUUAGUUGUCCUUUGUUUGUGUCCUUCUUGUGGCUGUAUAAAUAACAAAAAAAAAGAUGAUUUCAUCUACUGAAUCAAUGAUGAAGUCAAUUAGCUCUGUAGUUUUUCCAUAUUCUUACGGUGGUAAACCGAUUUCAGAUGAGACCAAAUUUUUGUGUUUCACUCCUACAGUUAUGUAUUUCCACAUUUUGUUAUGAAACUGUCCCCUUCGUUCAUUUGUUAAACUAAUAUCUAGUCACCCAGGAAAAAGUUGUGUCUCAAUGCAAGUGUCUCAAGUGUUAUUAUUUAUUCUGUAAUACACUGAAACUCGUUAAAGAACAAAACUAUUUCCAUAGAGCCAAACUUCUAGCGUAUGGAAGUGUAUAGUACAGUCAAAUCUUGCCUUGCGGACACCCCACUAUAUAACGGACACCCCGAUAAUACAGACAGCAGUUAAAUCCCUGGCAAAAAUAAAUUCAAGAUGUCUGACUGAAGUGAUCUUCCAUGGACUAUUAUAGACUCUCGCAAAUGAGGACACUAACUCAAAGUUCCUACAGUGAAGUUGACUGUAUUAUCUUCUGCAAUAAACAGCAUUACUUGACCAUAAAGAUAAAUUUUUUGGUCUCAGAAUGUUAAAUAUGGCUGCAUAUUCAGAUGAGAAAUUUUGCUAAUUGCUAAUUGUUCCAAAAAAAAACCCUCUAAUGUUCAAAACAUGAUGCAGACCCUUCUGUCCCAUCAUUGUUUAUUGAAAAAAGGCACACGCAAAAUUUUUAAGUAUUAUUUAUAUUUGUGCUCUAUCAAUUAAUUUUAUUGCAACUCAAAUCUUAAUCUCUUUUGUCAGGGAGUGAUAUUUUUAUGGAAGGACAUUAAAUUAUUUGCUGUGUUCUAUUCACUUGGUAACCUUAUGGCAUUAUCUAGGUAUGUACAUUUUGUUGAUUGUAAUAAUGAAAUUUGUACCUGUUUUUCAAUGAUACAAAUUAAAGUAACCAUUUGCAAGGAAAAACUCAGAGCUUUCAAUAAGACCUGGCAACUACCAGUGCUCUGGUAGGUAUUCCUGUUGCAAAGCACCCUGUCAUUACUGAAUACUUACAAGAAUCAUUGGUUUUAAAGGGGCUUUGUCCAAUCACUUUGUUUAGCCUAUGCAAUAACUCUCUCUUAUUUACUGUAAAACAUUUUGUUAGCAAUGAAUUACCAUGUCAUGUAAAUAACAAAAACUCAGCUUAGUGACCAUUGUGUCUUCCAAGCAUUUUUGUUUUGAGUUAUAAACAACACAAAAAAAAUCAAACUUUGAAAAAAUGGUAAGCUGAACAGUGUCAGUCAAAACCCCAAUAAUUAUUACUAACCGUCUUCUCCUUUUUUGCCCAUCUUUGGUUGCCUUCUUUUGUAUUUGCAUGUAUGUUUUGCUUAAUUUGGUCAACCUAGUGGCUGAACUUGGUUAAAUUUCAUAUCACACAGCUCCAAGCUUCCACCUACGUGUACUUCAGCUUACUCUUACGUCUACCACAGGAGUUGUUGAAUGGUUCCCCUAAAAGUAAAUGUCUUGUUAAUAUUUAAACCCUCACCUAUCACUGAUUGCCAUUAUUGUAUCAUUUGCCUGUUUCUUUAUUCUGGUUUAUAGUACCUGUUUUCUCAUGGGUCCUAUGAAACAGUUGAGGAAUAUGUUCAAAGAAAAGAGGCUUAUUGCAACGAUAAUCAUGUUGGUAAGGAAAUAGGUCAUUUUCCCAUUUUAAAGAUUAAAGAAUUAAUGUGCAAUGUUGCAUAAUUGAGGCCCUGUUGGGGAAAAAAUCUGAGGUGACAUGACCUUGAAAUAGCAUUGUAAGACAGAUGAAAUGUCAACAAAUGACAUCAAAAUGGGUUGCGACUGUGACACGGACAAGAGCAAUGGCAAAUACAAUAAUAAUUUAUUGUAAAAUACCAUCAAGGACACAGCCUCCUUCUCAAUCCUUUAAAUAAAGGGUUUUGAAAUUCAGAACUAUAUUGCGACGUAUGUCCCCCCCCCCCCAAAAAAAGGGCCUCAUACAUUCAACUGGAAACCACAAGGGUGGAGGACAAGGAGUUUGCUGCCUGUAAAGCUGCCAUAAAAAUUUAUCUCCAACAAAAUAAGGGUCAUUCUCAUCCACAAAGCAUUGAUCACCCUGGUCAGUAUCACAGAUUGACAGCUCUGGCUGGACCAGGAUAUUGUGCAAGUGUACCAGUUUGUCAUUUUUAUAACUGAUGGUUAUCAUUAUUUUUUCAAAUGUUGGAGGCUACGCUUAUGGCCGGUAGUCUGUGUUUUGCAGACUUACUGCUUUGGCCGGCAUUCGGCCUCUGGCCUCAUGGGCUAUUGACUCACAGCGCAUUCAGGCGUGAGAAAUAAUUGUUAAAUACACCAUGGCCCUCCACACAUUGGGUCAUCUAAAUCUGACAAAAACAUUUCCAAGAUGCAGUCAAAAUUUAGAGUGUGUAUUAUUACGCAUGACAUACAGGACUGCAGUUUGAAAACUUGUUUCUUUUUUUCAGGUUUGCCUUAUUCUUACACUGUGUGCUGCCUUAUGGGUGAGUUAUGAACUCAAGACACCUUACCUAAUGACCACAUUACGGGCCAGGGGCAGGGUAGGGCAGGUGCUCUAUGAAAGUGACAUGGGUUUUCAUCAUACCUUUUAGGGGGUAAAGUUUGUGGAUUGUUACUAUCGUUGUUUAAUUUUAUCCUUGGUUUAAGUUUGAUUUUCCUUUGUUUUAGGUAUGGUAGUGAAUCAUAUGAGUUUAAAACAAGAGAAAAUCAAUACCAAGGAUAAAACUGAAGCACAAAAUUGCGUUUUAGGCUACCACUUGUUAAAAACUGAAAUUACUUAGUGUACGACUGGAGUUGUUGCAGUAAAAAAUGAUGGGAAAUCUUUGUGCAAGUUAAAUGUGCGGAAUUUUUAUAAAUGACACCUCUUAGGUGAAUAGUAAAAAGUAUAGGUCCUUAUUUGACUGACAAACCUGAGGUCGACAGCACGCUCACUGUACCCCGCUCUUUUUAUCAGUGCUUCAUUUUAUGGGUAUUUAAUGCUAUUUAAAGCUACACUGAAAGGAAAGAAGUCCAACUUAUAGAAGGAUUGGACGUCACACUUAGGAAUGUAUUUCCAAAACCUCUUGCACAGAAGGCCCGGGCACACUUUUUAGUACACAUUUCUUUGACGUCCACUGCACAACUAGGAUGUGAAACCUCCUAAUGCGACAAUUUAUGGCGGACGUGAACAUACUAAGAAGAAGAAUAUUUUCCUUUCUGUUUUUGAACCAGGAUAAAAUCCUUAAGAAUUCAACUCCAGGAAAAAUUGCCUACAUUUGACAAAUUGAGUUGGUCCUAACAAACACAAAAAAAUUUGAAAGGACGCAAAUUCACUAUUUUAGCGACGUUUUCAUUGUUGUCGUCAUUGUCAUUGCUUACGCUCCCUAUUAUAAACUGGUCACUAGUCAUAAAAUACAUGUAUUGGUCGCCAGAAAUAAGGACAUUUUGUGGAAUACAUGUAGUACAUGAAAGGUUUAAAAUAAUCAAAGUUGUUGUGCAUGCAACAUCCCAAGGCUUAAUAACUGGACAGCCGGGGUAGAAGAGAUGAAUAGGAUAAUGGAGACUAAACAAUAUGAGAUAAUUAGUGAUGUUACUUAAGCUUUAGAAAAACCAUAAACACAACUGCACAGCUUGGCACAUGAAUGCCAAACGCAGGUCACCAAAUUGGCAGCUUUUGCUUAAGUUUUCGUCACAAUUAUAUUUUUUUAACUUAGCCAUGGCAACCCUUUCCAUGAGUCACCUUGCUGACAACUUAUGCAAAUUUAGCAUCAAGCACUAGACUCAAACUCAAACAUGUACAACAGCUACUGUCACUGUUUGAAAGCCUAUUAACUCUUCUGUUUUGUUUGUUUCAGUGGGAAAACAAAGGACUGGCUUUGCUGUUUUGCAUUCUUCAGUAUUUAGCAAUGACGUGGUAUGUAAAUGAUAUUGUCUGUCCAAUAACAGCUUUCACACUGCAUUGCAAUUGCAGCUUUUUGUUGUUUGUUUUCACUGUGUGGCUAUUGAUGUCUUCUUUAUUUGAUGCUGUUUGUUCUUUUUCUUAGGUACUGUCUUUCCUACAUUCCAUUUGCAAGGUACUUCAAUAAAUUAAUUUUCUUGUAA